This is a messenger RNA of Necator americanus (New World hookworm), 420 nucleotides long. RefSeq lists its product as uncharacterized. NCBI's taxonomy places the organism in Eukaryota, Metazoa, Nematoda, Chromadorea, Rhabditida, Ancylostomatidae. Bases 1 to 420 code for a protein of 139 amino acids. The transcript has a single exon. The record is from RefSeq and is a predicted model, not a curated record.
AUGUGCCACGAUGAAGACCUUUACGCAGAAAUUGAUGUGGUAUACCGGCGGAUGACAAGUGGAAGACAUCAACAUCUUGCACCGCCAUCGAAAGUAAAUCGUCUUCGCUUCUUUGGUCAUAUAUUAAGGAGACCGGCAGAUCGCCUUGUUCAACGAGUUCUGAGGAGUUCGUCGGGUUCGAGCUGGAAGAAGCCACGUGGCCGAAAACGGAAGUUCUGGACUGAGGUGUUAAAAGAGGACGUGUGGACACUCGGCGUGGAUAGGCAGUUCAGGCGAGACGUAAGGUGUCGCAGAACAUGGAAUAGCGACGAAUGGAUUGAUUCUGUGCAAGCUCUCGCAGAAGAUAAAGAAGGUUGGGCAGAGCUGUGUUCAAGGACGGCACACCUCGGCGAAGAUGCAGGUAAUCGCGUCAGGCGAUGA